UACGCAAUUAAUAACAACAAAUCAAAAUAAUAUUGAUGAUAAUCAAAGGAUUAUUAAAAUUGGGGAUUGUAAUAUUGAUCAAAUGCAUUCAGAAACAUUAAUUCAAGAGCAAAUGAUAAAACAAGAGGAAAAUAUUGAUGAUCACGUACGAUUAAUUAAAGAUGAAAGUAUUAAAAUUGAACAAUUACAUUCAGAGUUGAUAUUUAAAAAUGAAGUACUUGAAGAACCCCAAACAAACCAUUUUUAUGUUGAACCAUUGACGCAUCAAACUAAAACCAAUGAAGAUAGGUUACCUCCGUUACAUUUAUGUGAUAUUUGUAAUAAAACAUUUACAGACAUAAAAAGUUUAGUUUUACAUAAACGGACUCAUACUAGAGAAAUAUACUCAUGUGAUAUUUGUAAUAAAACAUUUCCCUAUCAGUGUAAUUUAAUGCGACAUUUACGAAUUCAUACAGGAGAAAAACCAUAUUUGUGCGAUAUUUGUGAUAAAACAUUUUUCGAUCAUAGCACUUUAAAUCAACAUAAAAUUAUUCAUACCGAAGAAAAACAGUAUUCAUGUGAUACUUGUAAUAAAACAUUCGCCUACAAACACACUUUAAUUCGACAUAAACGAAUACAUAUCGGAGAAAAAUCACAUUCAUGUCUUAUUUGCAAUAAAUCAUUUGUCCAAAAGGAGUAUUUAAAUAAACAUGAACGCAUUCAUACCAGAGAAAAAUCAUAUUCGUGUGAUAUUUGUGAUAAAACAUUUUCCCAUCAAAUCACUUUAAAAAAACAUAAAAUAAUUCAUACCAAAGAAUGUAAUAUUUGUAACAAAACAUUUAGCCAACAUUCUUACUUAGUUACACACAAACGAAUUCAUACUGGAGAAAAAUCAUUUUCAUGUGAUGUUUGUAAUAAAACAUUUACCCAAGUCUGCCAUUUAGUUACACAUAAACGAAUUCAUACCGGGGAAAAACCAUACUCUUGUGAUGUUUGUAAUAAAUCAUUUACCCAACUCAAUAGUUUACUUACACAUAAAAGAAGAUAUCAUACUGGAGAAAAACCAUACUCAUGCGAUUCUUGUAAUAAGUCAUUUACUCAGAAAACGGAUUUAGUAACACAUAAACGAUCUCACACGGGACAAAAACCAUAUUCUUGUAAUGUUUGCAACAAGAAAUUUAGCUCUAGUAGUAAUUUACUUACACAUAAACGAAUUCAUACAAGAGAAAAACCAUAUUCAUGUGAAAUUUGUAACAAAAAGUUUACUCAGCAUGGCAAUUUACUUAAACAUAAAGAAGUUCAUACCAAAGAAAAAUAGUCACGUAAGAUAUAAUAGCAGUUUUUAGUUUUCUUGGCGAUUGGAAACAAAACAAUUUCAAAUGUUUAAAUUAUGGGAAAAUCAGGAGAACUCGGGUUAAGUCAAAGCGUGCUUAAGAGUUUCCAUUUAUAGUUAUAGCACCGAACAAUA
Chrysoperla carnea is the source of this 1447-nucleotide messenger RNA. Its product is annotated as zinc finger protein OZF-like. The transcript is spliced from 2 exons. NCBI's taxonomy places the organism in Eukaryota, Metazoa, Arthropoda, Insecta, Neuroptera, Chrysopidae. The record is from RefSeq and is a predicted model, not a curated record. Bases 83 to 1297 code for a protein of 404 amino acids. Gene Ontology annotation, cellular component: nucleus.